Messenger RNA from Aphanomyces astaci, 873 nucleotides. RefSeq lists its product as hypothetical. The record is from RefSeq and is a predicted model, not a curated record. The coding region runs from base 1 to 873 and encodes 290 amino acids. The transcript has 3 exons. Lineage: Eukaryota; Oomycota; Saprolegniomycetes; Saprolegniales; Verrucalvaceae.
AUGCCAUCGAUGGUUCCGCGGAGGCUACCCCGCCACCACCGGCGAAGCCACCCCCCCACUGGCGUGGACAUCAACUUUGGGUCGUACGAGAACCCUCCCCACUUGUUCGCAUGGUCCAGAUCUCCAGAUGCUGCUUUGGAAGCCGAAAAGUCGAAUGAAACUAAACGUUGCGACCAGGUCCGACCUGCUGCGGUCCCAGCAACAGUAUUAUCUCCCGAGGUGGUCACUGAUCGAUCGAUCUUGGUGACCCCCCCAACAACAACUCCCGCGAAGGGCGUUGAAUUUGUGACCAAGCUGUCCAAUGCCACGAUCAACUUGAUCUACCAUUAUUCUCCACACCCAAAACACAAGCUACUGACGUGGCGCGUUGCGAAGAUUCCCUUCCAGCAUCGCAUCCCACGUAUUCAAGCUGCGACACAUGAGUACUGGGAAUGGCUGCAUUGGUAUUCAUCCUGGCAACUGUACUACCAGCAGCACCACGAACUAACCCACCCAUUGAAGCGAAAUCCUACGGUGGACGUGGUGGCUAAGCCAAUUCCAGUCACAACCUGUACUCGACAAAAGGACAAAGCACUUCCCCGUCGUAACUCGAUGUCAUUCUGGGUUGAUGCCGGCAAGCCACUGGCCGUGUCUGACGGUGGUCCGUCCAGAGCGAAACCCCAUGUGAAACCCCGACCGACACAGUCGACGCCAUGCUGGCAAUCCAACGCCAACUUUGAGGCUACUCGCGCCUCUUCAGUUGCAACGGAAGUAGCUGUGAUGCCGAUGGCUCAAAUGCCAAUGGCAGCAGCAGCAGCGCCAAGUGAUGGAAAGGGCACGGUGUCCCAUCAAGAUACCGACAAGGAGCUGACGUUGGAAGAAUUGGCCUGUUGA